UGCGGCAAGUCGCCCUCGGCGCAGGCGCAGAGGCCGAAGCAGGCGCAGGCGCAGGCGCAGGCGCGGGCGCGCUCUCCCAGCAGCCCGCGCUCCCUGACCCCGAGCCGCCGAGCGCCCUGAGAACUCAGCGGAAGGUGGGCGCCGCCGAGGCCUCCUGCUGCCGGCGGGUUUCCGCGGAGUGCCGCCCGGCUCCGCGCUGCCGCCGCCGCGGCUCAUGGGCAGAGUCGGCCGGGCGGGCCGGCAUUAAACUGAAGAAAAGAUGUCCCUGUACGAUGACCUAGGAGUGGAGACCAGUGACUCAAAAACAGAAGGCUGGUCCAAAAACUUCAAACUUCUGCAGUCUCAGCUUCAGGUGAAGAAGGCAGCUCUCACUCAGGCAAAGAGCCAAAGGACGAAACAAAGUACAGUCCUCGCCCCAGUCAUUGACCUGAAGCGAGGUGGCUCCUCAGAUGACCGGCAAAUUGUGGACACUCCACCGCAUGUAGCAGCUGGGCUGAAGGACCCUGUUCCCAGUGGGUUUUCUGCAGGGGAAGUUCUGAUUCCCUUAGCUGAUGAAUAUGACCCUAUGUUUCCUAAUGAUUAUGAGAAAGUAGUGAAGCGCCAAAGAGAGGAACGACAGAGACAGCGGGAGCUGGAAAGACAAAAGGAAAUAGAAGAAAGGGAAAAAAGGCGUAAAGACAGACAUGAAGCAAGUGGGUUUGCAAGGAGACCAGAUCCAGAUUCUGAUGAAGAUGAAGAUUAUGAGCGAGAGAGGAGGAAAAGAAGUAUGGGCGGAGCUGCCAUUGCCCCACCCACUUCUCUGGUAGAGAAAGACAAAGAGUUACCCCGAGAUUUUCCUUAUGAAGAGGAUUCAAGACCUCGAUCACAGUCUUCCAAAGCAGCCAUUCCUCCUCCAGUGUACGAGGAACAAGACAGACCGAGAUCUCCAACCGGACCUAGCAACUCCUUCCUCGCUAAUAUGGGGGGUACGGUGGCGCACAAGAUCAUGCAGAAGUACGGCUUCCGGGAGGGCCAGGGUCUGGGGAAGCACGAGCAGGGCCUGAGCACUGCCUUGUCAGUGGAGAAGACCAGCAAGCGUGGCGGCAAGAUCAUCGUGGGCGACGCCACAGAGAAAGAUGCAUCCAAGAAGUCAGAUUCAAAUCCGCUGACUGAAAUACUUAAGUGUCCUACUAAAGUGGUCCUACUAAGGAACAUGGUUGGUGCAGGAGAGGUGGAUGAAGACUUGGAAGUUGAAACCAAGGAAGAAUGUGAAAAAUAUGGCAAAGUUGGAAAAUGUGUGAUAUUUGAAAUUCCUGGUGCCCCUGAUGAUGAAGCAGUACGGAUAUUUUUAGAAUUUGAGAGAGUUGAAUCAGCAAUUAAAGCGGUUGUUGACUUGAAUGGGAGGUAUUUUGGUGGACGGGUGGUAAAAGCAUGUUUCUACAAUUUGGACAAAUUCAGGGUCUUGGAUUUGGCAGAACAAGUUUGAUUUUAAGAACUAGAGCACGAGUCAUCUCCGGUGAUCCUUAAGUGAACUGCAGGCUGAGAAAAGAAGGAAAAAGGUCACAGCCUCAUGGCUGUUGCAUACCAAGACUCUUGGAAGGACUUCUAAGAUAUAUGUUGAUUGAUCCCUUUUUUAUUUUGUGGUUUUUUAAUAUAGUAUAAAAAUCCUUUUAAAAAAACAACAA
This is a messenger RNA of Pongo pygmaeus (Bornean orangutan), 1664 nucleotides long. It is a transcript of the gene RBM17, whose product is annotated as RNA binding motif protein 17. Gene Ontology annotation, biological process: alternative mRNA splicing, via spliceosome; mRNA cis splicing, via spliceosome. Lineage: Eukaryota; Metazoa; Chordata; Mammalia; Primates; Hominidae. The coding region runs from base 260 to 1465 and encodes 401 amino acids. Gene Ontology annotation, cellular component: precatalytic spliceosome. Gene Ontology annotation, molecular function: RNA binding. The transcript has 12 exons. The record is from RefSeq and is a predicted model, not a curated record.